Messenger RNA from Sarcophilus harrisii (Tasmanian devil), 1692 nucleotides. RefSeq names its product ybeY metalloendoribonuclease (gene YBEY). The coding region runs from base 1144 to 1644 and encodes 166 amino acids. Gene Ontology annotation, biological process: rRNA processing. Lineage: Eukaryota; Metazoa; Chordata; Mammalia; Dasyuromorphia; Dasyuridae. The transcript is spliced from 4 exons. The record is from RefSeq and is a predicted model, not a curated record. Gene Ontology annotation, molecular function: metalloendopeptidase activity.
GAAACUUGGGGGUCAUGGGUCGAGGAAGAUUCUGGAGGAGCAUGGAAGCCAUCUUGGGGUGCUUAAAGAAGGCUCAGGCUCAUUCUCCUCGGUCCCAGAGGACAGAACUGGAGGUGGUGGAGAGAAAUCCGGGUCUGAGCCUGGGAUUGAACGCAGCUUCUCUGGCUGCAUCUGUUAUAGAGCCAGGAAAGGAUGAAGUCAGGGGUCAGCCUUGGCAGCAAGAAGACCUUUGUCAGCAGUGGGAGUGAAAGACUUGCAGGGGAACCUGUCACAGGAUGGGGGCAGAGGGAGCUCUGCGGUUGGAAGCGUGAAGUGUGGUCCACCGCUGAGAGGGGGAGAGGCCCGGGGAGAGACGCGGAGGCUGCGGCCGAUAAAAGGCCCGGGGCAGAGGCAAAGCUGGCUAAAGAAUGUUCUUGCGCUGCCUUCCCGUGUGCAGGGGCUUCUUAGCUGUGCUGUGGUUUGUUUUUUUGUUUAAAAAAUGGUUUUAGCGAGUUAAAAGAACUAAACUCUGCCAAAGAGAGAGAGAGAGUGCUGGGUUUCCAGUUGACCAGUCUGCAAGGAAAAGCCUGGAGGCCGAGCUCUGACAAGAGCAAAAGGCUGCAUGUCAGACGUUCCUCACGGUCUGCGAUGCCCCAGGUCCCCAAGACCUGGUUUUUGUGGGGCCUUUUCAGAAGAAGCCGGCAAAGUACAGAACCUCGUUUGCUUAGUUUCAGGGGGAGAGUCCCGGGUAGAGAGGAGCAGAAAAAUGGCCGUGAUGUGGAGCCGAAAGCAUCACUGUGGCUUUUUUGGUUUUGUUUUGAGCUGUUGGACUGGUGUUUAUAAUCUGUGUUCUAAUUGUCAAAAUGCUACAAUGUGCUCCCUUGUGAAUAGAGCUCAGGCUUAGAGCAAGCUGACCUUGAUCUUGGUCAGAACAGACUUCUUAACCUUGAAUCCUGACUUUGGCCAGAAAACUCAUCCCUAGACGGUCGGUUGGUCUCUGCUCGGGAACCUUGAAGCACAAUCAUCGUUGAGCACUCCCAGCUAACGUUUCUGCUCGGGCUGUUGCUAGGCGACCGUGGUAUCACUUGCCGGAUCUAAUGUUUGUGCUCAUGUGUAAUUCACAGGGUCUCCUCAUAACCCACUUAGGGUCUUCCCGGUCUCAAGAUGAGCCUCGUGCUCAGGAACCUGCAGAGCGUCAUCCCCAUCCGGAGGGUCCCUCUUCGGACCAGAAUCGAACUGCUCCGAAACAUCCUGGGCAUCCGGCAGUUUGACCUGGGUGUGAUAUGUAUGGACAACGCGGGCAUUCAGCGCCUUAACAGAACCUACAGACGCAGCCACGGCCCCACCGACGUGCUCUCGUUUCCCUUUCAUGAGAACCUGAGGGCAGGGGCAGUGCCUCAGCCCGAGGGCCCCGAUGACUUCAACUUGGGAGAUCUCUUCCUGGGAGUGGAGUACAUCUUCCACCAGUGCCGAGAGAACGGGGAGGACUACUACGAUGUCCUGACAGUGACGGCGGCUCACGGGCUCUGCCAUCUGCUCGGGUACAAGCACAGCACAGCAGCCGAGUGGCAGGAGAUGUAUCGCAAAGAAAAGCUCACGCUGGAAGCACUGAACAAGGUCGCCGGGACCAGCCUCCAGCCCCUGACCAAGAACCUUUUUGGAUGAUGCCCUUCACAGAUCGGUCGUAGCUGCCCCCGGAGCUCAGGGACCAGA